AUGAUGGCAGAGGGGGUUAAUAAUAAUAGUGGUCAUAAUAAUGAUCACCUUUCCGGAAACGAAUAUGAGAUACUGGAACAGGGGUCUAUAUCAAAUGUUCAAGUUGAAUCUAUAUCAAGAUUUCUAUCGGAAUGCCCGGAAGCAGCUUUAAGUGUACACAAGUUUCUGCAAACAAAUUAUUUCAAGUCAAAUCAGCAACAGCAAAUAGUGCAACCAGUGAAUUCAACUCCCAAGAGUGGGCAUCCACUAGACGAAAGUGGAAGCUCGAUCAACAGUGGAAGGGGCCAUCGUAAAUAUCCUCAAAAAGGUAUCGCCAGCAACGCAAAUAAGCAAUCGCAACAUGUACAACAGGAGAUUAAUUUACAACCACAACAACCAUCGUCAUCAACGUCGUCAGGUGAAAGACAACAACAAUAA
Rotaria socialis is the source of this 417-nucleotide messenger RNA. NCBI's taxonomy places the organism in Eukaryota, Metazoa, Rotifera, Eurotatoria, Philodinida, Philodinidae. The record is from the annotation of a GenBank genome assembly.